AUGCUUUCAAAGGCUUUUGGUGUCUGGUCCAAGCAAAAAACAGUGUGUUCCGAAUUUUUGGUCUCAUCAUCAAAAAGUAGUUUGAAAAAGGCCAUCCUUGAAGAAUGUUCAAGUUCUCGGAAUAGAAGUUUUCAUCAUCAAGAAAUUCAUCAAGCAAAACAGAUAUCGAAUAUUUCUGUGGAUAGUUCGAAAUUUCGACAGAAUUAUUCUUCAAGUCCUUCUUCUCCUAUGGAUGAGGAAACAAAAUCUCGAGCUGCUCAAACCCAAAUUCCUCUCAUUGACAUACCCUUCCGUAUAUCGGAACAAUACAAUAUUCCUCCAGAUAUCUCAAACGCAAUUUUAUACAAACUCAAUUCGUAUCAAAGAAAGCAUGAUGUAAAGAUUUUACACUGUGUUGAAACAGGAAGUAGAAGUUAUGGAUACAGUUGUGAUGCAACAUCAGAUUUUGAUAUUAGACUAAUUUUUGUGGGUCGGACAUUGGACUAUUUGAAAUUGAAAAACAAUUUUCCAGAAUUUAGAUCCAACAGAGACGAAAGAAUACCAGAGGCAUUACAGCACAUAUUUAGAUGCGAUUCAAACACUGUGAGAAGUAUAGAUAUUGUUGGUUGGGAACUCAGAAAGGCUUUAGCCAUGACACGAAAAGCGAAUCCAUCCAUAAUAGACGUACUAGCAUCCAAGCAUGUUCUUGCCGUUCAAACCUCAUUGUUGGACAAAUGGAAGUCUAUUGCUGCCCAAGUCAUUCACAACAGACCUCACCUAUUUGCCUAUUCGAAGCUUUCAACCGCAAAAAAGAAUUAUUUCACACUCACUCAGCCAAAAGUCCCAAAUACCAACAGAUACUUGGAUGUCAAAAAAACCCUCAUGAUCAUUCAUCUAAUACUGAAUGUGAACAUUCUUGAAUGGAUAUAUUUGAUCAAUUCAACUCAAACAAAUGUAGUUCAUCCACUUGACGAUUUAGCAGGAGUUAAUUUUCAUGAACUAUUUAGCAAAUUGAGGAAAUUGAGAACACUGGAGAUUGAAAAAGAAAUUGAAGAGCUCGUAGCUUUGAGGCAACAAGCCCCAUCAACUCCUUUGUCUAAUAUGCUUUCUGGAAAGCGUAUUGACUCGUGGAUGCAGUAUGAAUUAUCUCGUCUUGAGAUUGUAGCCAAUCAACUAAGAGAAUUCUUCACUUAUGAUGAACAACCCAUUAUCGAGGCAUUGGACACUCUUUUCUUGGAAAUUUUAGCUGAAUCCGAACCAUCCUCUCAAUUGGGAGCAACAGUAAAGUAA
Molecule: messenger RNA, 1269 nt
Organism: Naegleria fowleri
Lineage: Eukaryota; Heterolobosea; Eutetramitea; Acrasida; Naegleriidae
Exons: 1
Coding region: 1-1269 (422 amino acids)
Source: RefSeq, a predicted model, not a curated record